This is a messenger RNA of Melitaea cinxia (Glanville fritillary), 674 nucleotides long. RefSeq names its product doublesex- and mab-3-related transcription factor 2-like (gene dmrt11E). Gene Ontology annotation, biological process: regulation of transcription by RNA polymerase II; sex differentiation. NCBI's taxonomy places the organism in Eukaryota, Metazoa, Arthropoda, Insecta, Lepidoptera, Nymphalidae. Gene Ontology annotation, cellular component: nucleus. Gene Ontology annotation, molecular function: RNA polymerase II cis-regulatory region sequence-specific DNA binding; DNA-binding transcription factor activity, RNA polymerase II-specific. The transcript has 3 exons. The record is from RefSeq and is a predicted model, not a curated record. Bases 1 to 567 code for a protein of 188 amino acids.
AUGCCAAGUGAGAGUAAGGAUAGUGAUAACGGCGGAGGCAAGAAGGUUCUUCGCACGCCCAAAUGUGCACGAUGCCGUAACCAUGGCGUGAUCUCCUGUCUGAAGGGCCACAAGCGGCUCUGCCGUUGGAGGGACUGCCGAUGCCCAGGCUGUUUACUGGUGCUUGAGAGACAGCGAGUUAUGGCGGCUCAGGUCGCGCUCCGACGGCAGCAGGGCGCGGGCGGCGUGGCGCGGGACGGCGACGCGGCCGCGCUCGCUGCACGCAAGCGAGCCUACCGCGCACGUUUACGCAGCGUUCAGAUUUCGCGGAACUAUGCCAUCCCAACUACUUCUUUUGGUAAGUUUUUAUGUAUUUUUUUAGGUGAUCCUGCGUGGAACGAACGUGUGCGUAGACGUAGAGCAUUUGCGGACGCGGCGCUGGAACAAAACGCCGCUAUCACUGUACACGCGCCUCGUCCUGUUCUAUGCACCCAGCUACUGGCCGCUCUACUAGCUAACUGCGUGCCACCUCCACCAACCAGACCCAAGAUAUCCUUCUCCAUCGACUCCAUCAUCGGCGUCAAGUAGAUACGGCAAUAUACAGCGGACCCUUGAUAUAACGCGCCUAUCAAGCACGGCAUACUCAUACAACAUUAGACGAAUUGUGGUAUAAAUUCUAUAAAAAAUUAUAAUUU